CACUCUGAGAGGGUAUUGCAACUGUAGUUAAAAUCGUUAACAUAUGGCAUAGGGAAUGUAGCAGAUGAAGGAAAGUAGCAAAUGAUACAACGUAGCAAAGCAGACGGGCGUUUGGACCGUGUAGCAGGAGUUGCCUCUCUCCCAGGCAGUGAGGAACGAGUCAUAUGAUUGGAUUCAAUAAGAAACCGCUGGAAGAGGGUGGUGUGUGUGAGGGGGAGGAUAUUGCAGCGUGGCGGUGAUGCUGCCGGCGCGGCCGGGGAAGAUGCUGCUGCUUUUAUUUCUCGGGAUGAUCUAGGCUGGGAUCCCGUGGUCCAGUCGUCCACCACCCCCCACCCCGGAUACCUUGCUGCGAGCGAGAUGGCGGAGCGAGGAGCCGACAGCCCGGCAGCCGAGCCGGAGCCGGAGCCGCAGGAGCUGUCGCUGGAGCAGAUCCUCCGGCUGUACAACCAGCCGCUGAACGAGGAGCAGGCGUGGGCCGUGUGUUACCAGUGCUGCGGCACCCUCCGGAGGCACCGGCCGCCCCCCGCCGACGGCCGCCCCUUCUGGGGCAGGCUGAACGGGGCCGGCGCUGUGCUUCUGCACCGAGACGGCACCAUCAGCAUCCGCGCCGAUUCAGAUAAAGGGGAAUCCACGCGAUGUACAGAACCAGAGGUGAUCGAGUCCGUGGGAAUCCUCGUUUACAAGGCCUUGGAUUGGGGCCUGAAAGAUAAUGAAGAACGGGAGCUCAGUCCACCGCUGGAGCACUUGAUAGACCGCAUGACAAAUAUCCUGGAUGAAGGGCUGGCAGCUGAAGGAAGCCUGGAUGAAGGGUAUGAUGGUCAGGAAGAAGAGGACGAGCAGAAAGAAAUUACCGCAAUAAGGAAUUUUAAACACGUGAUGAUGUUGUGCGCUGCUCAUCUCACGACCCCACCGGAGGCGCCGAACCACUACCAGGCUGUGUGCCGGGCGCUCUUUGCGGAGUCCAUGGAGCUACAGACCUUCUUGGCCAAAAUAAAAAGUGCAAAAGAGAAUCUGAGGAGAAUGCAGGCACUUAACAAGGACGUAAGCUGCCAACCCAGUAUGGAACUGGAUGAGCUCAAUAAUUUUGACUGGGCAUGUUUCUGGGUGCAAGUGAUGAGGGAUCUGCGGAACGGUGUGAAGCUGAAGAAGGUGCAGGAACGACAGUACAACCCGCUGCCCAUCGAGUACCAGCUCACGCCGUACGAGAUGCUCAUGGAUGACAUCCGAUCCAGAAGGUACACCCUGCGGAAAGUCAUGGUGAAUGGGAACAUCCCUCCUAAAUUGAAGAAGAGCGCCCACGAGAUGAUCCUGGAGUUUAUCCGCUCUCGUCCUCCAUUAAACCCCGCAUCUGCCCGGAAACUGAAACCAACCCCACCUCGUCCCCGAAGCCUCCACGAAAGAAUAUUGGAGGAAAUCAAGUCUGAACGGAAGCUGCGGCCAGUGUCACCUGACGAGGUCCGGCGAAGCCGCAUUGUAAGGAGACCACUUAGCAUAUCUCACAGUUUUGACUGGUCAGAUGUGGCGACCCCAGAGAGGAACAGAAAGGACCUGUCCCCUCUUGUGGCCAAUGGCACAGUUAUGUCCCAAACUACGGAAAGCGACCCGUGCGCCAUACAAGUCCAGAGAAGGAAACUGCUGAAGGCACCUACGCUGGCUGAGAUAGACAGCUCCGACUCUGAGCAGGAGGACCGAAUUAAAAUGGUGAGGAGCAGUUCCAGUGGAUCAACACUGAAGGUGGAAGAGAGCUCCCCAGAGACUCCAAAUGGCAAAAAAACUCCUCCGAUGUUCCUGCCCAUCUCCUCGACACCACAGCCUGAGCGGCGGAAAGCACCGCAGAGACGGCACUCCAUCGAGAAGGAAACGCCGACCAAUGUGCGUCAGUUCCUUCCUCCCACCAGGCAGAGUUCCAAGUCUCUGGUGUCCAGGCUAAGCAGUUUAUUACCUCGGAGGAAUCUCCAACCGUUUUUCCCAACCAUACAAGCAGCCUCCAUGCUUAACUCUUACCCCGUGGAAGCUGCGUUGUUUGGCAUCAUGGGGGCUGUGUAUUUACUGUGUGAGGGAGUCUUUACCAGCAGGUGGAAGAGAUCAAAGGAGGAGUUCUGUUACCCGGUGGAGUGCCUGGCUCUGACAGUGGAGGAAGUAAUGCACAUCCGUCAGGUCCUGGUGAAAGCGGAACUCGAGAAGUACCAGCAGUACAAAGACAUCUACACUGCCUUGAAGAAGGGGAAGUUGUGUUUCUGCUGCCGGACAAAGAGGUUCUCUAUCUUCACCUGGUCGUACACCUGCCAGUUCUGUAAAAGGCCGGUGUGUUCACAGUGUUGUAAGAAGAUGCGACUGCCCUCCAAACCCUACAGCAAUCUUCCCAUCUUUUCCUUGGGACCAUCAGCCUUGCCGAAAGAGGGGAAAGUGCUAAAGCCAGAGAAGACACUGAGCAGCCGACGCCGCCACGAUGGGCAGCACAAGGGUCUCGUCAGGUUUCCAUCAGUGUCUAAAUCCUCUGAGAAGCCAGCUGAUAACCUGGAAUUUCCCAAAGAGCUGAUGGAGGACUGGAGCACGAUGGAAGUUUGUGUUGACUGUAAGAAAUUUAUUUCGGAAAUCAUUAGCUCCAGCCGACGGAGUCUUGUCUUGGCGAACAAGCGCGCCCGGUUAAAACGGAAAACUCAGUCCUUUUAUAUGUCCUCCACAAGCACAUUGGAGUUUCGACUGGCAACACCAAAGGAGCGAACUAUAAAAGAGGUUUAGACUUGUGCCUUUUUAUUUUCUCCCCUCUUCCUGAAGUUUUUUUUUGUUCGAAGUGGCAUCUCGGAAUGAAAUAACUGGAUCCAUAAAACACAGGAACAUGGGCUGACUAUGCUAAAAUUCCUAUGUAUGUAGCUUUCACCUAAUAACAAAAGCCAGGAUUCAUUUAUAUGGACAUAUCUUUGUGAAUGGGUCUUAUCAAAGAUGAAAUAAUGUAAGUUACCUGUAUAUAAAUGUAAUAUAUUUUAUUAAUAGGAGGAUUUGGGCCCCACUGACAUUGGUAGUGGGCAUCUUAUUGCCACCUACAACAGAUGAAAAUUGACAACUUGUAUAAUAUUUAAUCUGUGCAGUUUAUGUACAUGGAAUAUACUACAGACAGACAAAGAUUAAUCUGAAACAUCAUCUGAGUAAUCUUAUGCGAUGGUGUUUUUUUAAAGUAUGGUUUGUGUCUAUAGACUAGUGAGGAAGAUUGUUUUGGAUGUGAUGGGCACUGGGGGCUCACUUUUCUAUGAAUUUAAGAAGUUAUUUUAUGUUUUAACAAGGAUAAUGGUGGAAUUAUCACACUGUUCACUGAUAAAGCUCCAGAAAAUUAUCAGUAUUUGUUAGACCGAUUGGUGGACCCUUGCUAAAUGCCAGCUUACACAAAACAAGUUUUGCACUUAGAUGAAGUACUUGCUUCAUGCUCUCUUUUAAAACUCAUUUGAUUUUCUUCCUGACUGUAGCACCGUAAGCAGUUAUCCAAUGAGCUAAUCAGGCCAGCACGAUACAACAAAUCCAUUGCUAACCCUUUCUGUCUUGGCUUAUUGGUUCCCUGCCUGAACACUUAAGGAAUAGAUUGUCAUCAUCUUCCCGCCCUUUCACUCCAAACCCUCCCUCCUCUCGCUCACCCCUCCCCCACAAGCCUGUGCGCCUGAAUGUGCUGCAAUAUAUAGUUUCUAAAUUAUAUUGUAGAGCUGAUGUGAACAAGACUACCAUUCAGUUCACUUGUACCACCGAGAUUCCUGUAUGUUCCUUGUAAUUGCAUUAAA
This is a messenger RNA of Pristis pectinata (smalltooth sawfish), 3767 nucleotides long. Its product is annotated as protein spire homolog 1-like. Gene Ontology annotation, cellular component: cell cortex; cytoplasmic vesicle membrane. The record is from RefSeq and is a predicted model, not a curated record. Gene Ontology annotation, biological process: actin nucleation; cleavage furrow formation; establishment of meiotic spindle localization. Bases 358 to 2742 code for a protein of 794 amino acids. Gene Ontology annotation, molecular function: actin binding. NCBI's taxonomy places the organism in Eukaryota, Metazoa, Chordata, Chondrichthyes, Rhinopristiformes, Pristidae. The transcript has 18 exons.